This is a messenger RNA of Chiroxiphia lanceolata (lance-tailed manakin), 2942 nucleotides long. It is a transcript of the gene TGFBR3, whose product is annotated as transforming growth factor beta receptor 3. The coding region runs from base 265 to 2796 and encodes 843 amino acids. Lineage: Eukaryota; Metazoa; Chordata; Aves; Passeriformes; Pipridae. The transcript has 17 exons. The record is from RefSeq and is a predicted model, not a curated record.
CCGCGGGCCGGGCAGCAGUGGCCGGCGCUGGGCAGCCUCGAGAGGGCUGCGUUCCCGUCCGCUCCCAUCCCGUCCGGCGCUGCCCAUGGCGUAGCCGCGCUGCUGCGCGCCUGCCCCGCGGGACGCGGCGUGGACGGACCUGCCGCCAGGCAGUCAAAAGUCCGGAGGAUUUGAUUUCAAAGCACACUACAAAUUUCAAAGAAAGCAAAUCUACAUGAAGAGCUACAAAGGGAAUUGAUUUGAGAAGAUACAGCAUUUGCAAAAAUGUCUUCAAGUUCUGUGACUUCAGUGUUUGCUUUGAUGGUUUUGUGCUUUGCAGCUGCAGGUCCUGUGCCUCUCAAUGAAUGUGUCUUAUCGCCUGUUAACAAUUCGCAUCCAGUCCAUGCCUUACUGGAAAGUUUUACAGUCUUAUCUGGCUGUGCAAGCCGAGGCACAACGAGCCUGCCGCAAGAAGUGCACAUCCUCAAUCUCAGAAACCCUGAGGAGGGUCUUGGCCAUCAUGAAAGAGAGGUCACAUUACAUUUGAAUCCAAUUUCAUCAGUGCAUAUUCAUCAGAAGCCUUUGGUGUUUCUUCUCAACUCUCCUUUGCCUUUGGUCUGGAAGCUAAAAACAGAAAGACUGGCACCUGGAAUCCGAAGAGUUUUCUUCGUGUCUUUAGGUUCCGUUGUUCAGUUUGAGAAGGGAAAUUUCUCCUUGUCAGCAGAAACAGAAGAAAAGUUUUUUCCUGAGAAGAAUGAACAUCUGCUACACUGGGCCCAGAAGGAAUAUGGAGCAGUAACAUCUUUCACUGAACUUAAAAUAUCAAGAAACAUCUAUAUUAAAGUGGGAGAAGAUCAAGUUUUUCCUCCCUCGUGCAACAUUAAAAAGAAUUUUCUCUCUUUAAAUUACCUUGCGGGAUACCUACAACCAAAGCCAGCAGAGGGGUGCCUUAUGUCUAACUUAGUCCAAGAAAGAGAAGUUCAUAUCAUUGAACUAAGCACUCCAAAUUCCAAUCCUAACAGUGCUCUCCAGGUGGAUAUAAUCGUUGACAUUAAACCAUCUCAACCAGGCGCCAGACUUGUCAGAGAUGUCGUACUUAUCCUCAAGUGUAGAAAGUCUGUCAACUGGGUUAUCAAGUCCCAUGAUGUCCAGGGAAAGCUGGAAGUGAUUACAUCAAAUAGUAUUGGGUUUGGAAAGGAAACAGAGCGAUCCAUGACUAUGAGUAAAUCAGUAAUACCUGAUAUUCCCUCAUCGCAUGAGAGUUUGAUCAAGUGGGCUUAUGAACAUAACUAUAGUCCAGUUACUUCUUACACAAAAGCCCCUGUUGCUAACAGAUUUCAUCUGCAACUCGAAGAUACAGAAGAGAUGAAUGAUGAAGAAGACCAUUCCCUUCCUCCAGAGCUGACAGAAUUGCUGGGAGCUAACCCACUGCCUGCUCCAAAGAAUCCCGUGUUAAGUGAUGGCCUGACUUUUCCAUUUCACAUUAACAGAGGAAGGCAUGAUACAGUGGGAGAAGAAAUCUUCCCAUCCAGGCAUUCAGUAGAUACGUUAAUAAAUCAUGACUUUGGACAUUCCCUCUCAAAACAUAAAGAACCAGAAGAGGUUCAGGGCAGUGCUGAUGUGGCCCUGUCAAUAAAGUGUGAUGACAAAGCCAUGACAGUAGCUGUAGAAAAAGAUGCUCUGCAGGCCAGUGGCUACACCCGGACAGAGCUCUCGCUGCUGGAUCACUCUUGCAAAGCCAGGAUGAAUGGCACCCAUUUCAUUUUGGAGUCUGCACUGAACAAAUGUGGGACUCGGACAGCAUAUAUCUUGAACAAGAUUGUUUAUUUUAACUCUAUUGUCAUUCAGCUGUCAUCACCAGCUGAAGGCAGCGGCUUUGAUGAUGAUGACAUGGAAUCAGGUGAUAAUGGAUUUCCAGGGGAUGCUGAUGAGGGAGACGUUUCUUUCUCAAGCUGGCCUGAAAUAGCGUUUAAUUGCACACUGCACCAGCCAGAGGAUGACAGAGGCAUAUUCUGGCCUCCUGAACCACACAUCACCAAUGUUACCUUCAACAUGGAGCUGUACAAAACAGAUUUGUUCCUUGCUCCCUCCCAAGGACUCUUCUCUGUUGCUGAGAAUGGGCCGAUACAUGUAGAGGUGUCUCUGACUAAAGCUGACAGAUCCUUGGGCUUUGCCAUUCAAACAUGCUUUGUUUCCCCGUUUUCAAAUCCAGAUAGAAUGUCUGACUAUACCAUUAUAGAAAACAUUUGUCCUAAAGAUGAAUCUGUUAAAUUCUACAGUACUGAGAAGGUGAACUUUCCAAUACCACAUGCACAGAGGGACAAAAAAAGAUUUAGCUUUGUGUUUAAACCAAUGUUCAACAUCUCACUACUCUUUCUUCACUGCGAAUUGACUUUGUGUACAAAUAAAGACAAAGAUGCUCAAGGACUGCCAAAGUGCAUUCCUCCUGAUGAAGCUUGCACCUCUCUCAAUGUGGAUAUGAUCUUGGCCAUGAUGCACAACAAGAAAACCUUCACCAAGCCCCUUGUAAUAACACAUGAAGGAAAACAAGAAGAUCCUUCCCUUCCAAAGCCAAAUGUGAGACAGCCACCUGUGUUCUACGGGCUGGACACGCUGACUGUGGUGGGCAUUGCCUUUGCAGCCUUUGUGAUCGGGGCCCUGCUGACGGGAGCGCUCUGGUUCAUCUACUCUCGCACAGGGGAAACAACAGGAAGACAGCAGGUCCCCACGUCCCCACCGGCGUCCGAGAACAGCAGUGCAGCUCACAGCAUUGGCAGCACACAGAGCACCCCCUGCUCCAGCAGCAGUGCCACCUAACCCGGGGGGACACAGCUGAGGAGCAACAUAGGAGCACAUAGGUUCCAAGGACUGUGUGUGGACAUCAGCUUUUUAAAGUUAAAAGGGUUGUUUUGGUUGCUUCUGAAAAAAACAAGGAGGGAUUUUUCUACAGGAGAAAAAAAAAA